AUGUCGAUUGUUCAAGAAAAUGCAUGCGUCCUGAACGCCCAACUUGAUCGCUUCCAACAGCACUUCGCCCGCCCGGAGAAGCUUCUGUACAUCGACGAUGUUCCCCCUCCGCUUGUUCGCAGUUUACAGAAUGUAGUCAACUCUGUAUCGGUGACGUCAAAGACCCAGCCGCUCUUGUCUCCCAGUCGUUUGGUCGAACUGCUGUCCGAUCCUGCUUUAACCCACACUCCACCGACGGCAGGGGCCUGGACGGACGAUGCAGCAGAUUAUCUAUGGCUGGUCGCUGCCAAGGCGGCUGUGCAGGCAUCCGGCCUACUCAUGAAGACUUUGCUCGAUCAUACUUUGCAGCUGCAUGAGGAGACGUAUUAUUGGAAUGAGGUGCUCGGGUCUAUGUGGCACAGUGGUCUGUAUGCGGCUCAAACGUCGCCUGUGCGGCUAUGGCACUGGACCAAAGAUAUCUCUCCAGUUUGGAAUUCCAAUCAAACCCAAGGCUACCUCUCGACAUCUGUCGCCGCUAAAUGGGCCCGGUUUCACCAGAUCGCCCGGCAAUGUCUGCGGGGAAUGUCGGAAUAUCCCCUUCAUCUUAACUUGUCAUCCCCCAUCCGAUCAUGCCGGUCUGAAAUUCGCCAGAAAAGAGACCUUUUACUGAAUAUGAAGGAUAUUCACACCAGCAGUCUGGGGCUUCUCAUGGAAGGCUGGCAUUCCUUCCAAGCGAAAGACUUCGCCUCUGCCGAUUAUACUGGAGAAAGGAGACAGUGGCAGGAGGCAGUAAACAGGACGGUUGUCCUGACCGAGGCCAUCCUGCAGCAGGUGGCCGGCCCGUCCAGUACCGUUGAAUUCGAACAACUGGUGUCUGCGACCCUUGAACAGAACACGGCGAACCUCCAAAUACAGAGCGGUCUUUCCUCCAAUCAGCCUAUCCAUCUGAUCCAGCGCCUUACUCAUAUCCUUCACGACCAGUUGCCGAAGCAUAAAGCCUCCAUGUCCGUUUUUAUCAGUGAUCAUGGGCGCCCAUCAAGGCUUACCCGGUACUGGCUACCGGUAUUGGCGGCGACUAUGUCAAGCAGUGCAUCUCUACGGCUGUUACUUCAUCGCCAGGAUGAGAUCAUUCAAUGGAUUGUCAAUAUUGGAGGCACCAUCAUUGACUUCGGCAGCAAUUGGGUGGUGGAACCCAUCCACAAACUCGUCGGAACCAUCCGACACGAUGAGAAAAGCGAGAUUGCUAUCAUGAGUAAGAACAGCCUGUUGGCUGAUCGAGCCAGCCUGGAGAGGAUGGUGAUCGACUUUGUCCGUGACCGUCCCGACCCCGAUCAAAGUCACAUGCUGGGGCAAGAUACCACCGCUAUUACCAACGCCGUGAAGGAGGGGGAUCUGACGCCAGUGCUAAGAGCCUACGAGAGGGACCUACGAUCACCCUUUGUUGGGACCGUGCGAGGCGAUCUCAUUCGCGCUCUUCUGAUCCAGAUUCAGAAAACCAAGGUGGACGUGGAAAUUGCCAUCAGUGGCAUCAAUGCUCUUUUGAAAAGCCAAGAGCUCGUAUUUGGCUUUGUUGGCCUCACGCCCGGGAUUCUCGUCUCGUGGGCCACUCUGCGGUGGAUGUUUGGGCUCUUCGGCAACCGAAGAGGUCUUCGAAGAGGCAAGCGCCAGCAUGAGCUGCGACGCGGAUUACGCAAUGUUACUCGGGUUCUGACUUCUGCGCCGCUUGGCGAUGGGGUGAUAUCACACAAGGACUCGGGUCGACUCAUCUACGAGGCCGAGGCUCUUCUCCAGCAGGUGCAAGGGGUUCUUGGGGGCAUGCAAUAUCGAGAAUUCCGGGAAGAUAUCCAGGACUUACUCGAUGUGGAGAGGGGAGUCGAUAGGCAGCUUCGGGUGGUGGAGAGGAUGCGAUGGGCAUAUUUCCACUAA
Molecule: messenger RNA, 1905 nt
Organism: Penicillium atrosanguineum
Lineage: Eukaryota; Fungi; Ascomycota; Eurotiomycetes; Eurotiales; Aspergillaceae
Product: NCA2 family protein
Exons: 4
Coding region: 1-1905 (634 amino acids)
Cellular component (GO): mitochondrial outer membrane
Source: RefSeq, a predicted model, not a curated record